AUGUCCAAAGAGUCCGAUCCUGCUGAAAUCAAGGAGAGCGAGCCGAAGACGAAUGGAGAGCAAGAGAUAACGAGAAAUCGAACAAAGAAAGGUGAAGCCACGGGAAAGAGGAACGAAGAGGAACAAAGGAGGGUUGAGGAGGGCGAUAGUGAUGCCCCAAGAGGCGGGAACGGACUGGAAAUGAGAGGAAAUGAGGGAGCAAGACUCGCGGCUGAUACAGCUGAAGCGUUCCGAGACGAGAAGCGAGAGCAGCAAAGAAAUGGGCAAGAUGAGAUCGGCGGCGCGGAGGAGAAACACAUGGAGAGCGAGAAACAGAGUGGAGACGAGACGGAGGAGGAAUGGGCAGCAAAACGAGUGCCUGAAUCUGAGGUGCAAGCGGAUAUGGAAGCGCGCUCGAGUCUGCUUGCCCAAGGACCGACUGGCGGCAAUGGCGCCCGUUUCGACGACGAUACUACUGAAGAUUCUGCACGUCCCGCAUCCGUGGGAGGUGGAUCUGCUGCCGUCAUCACUAGUAGCGUCGCCGUUGCCACUGCUGAUUCGGAAACUGCAUCCACCAUCACCAGUGGUACAAGUAGUACUGGAGCCGCUACGGCUUCUGCUGCGACAGCUACUAGUGCUGCUACGGCUGGCGGCAAUUUGACGGACACCAUAGGCGUGGACGGCACCAGUGACGUUGCGUCGCCGCCGGAGAUUUUACGGCCGGGGAGCGGAGAACCAACGGUUGGAGUUUUGGGGGGGGGAAGCAGCGGGGAUGCGGGAAGCGCCGGGGUGGCGCGAAGCGGCGGGGGGGUGUUGCGCAGCGAGGAGGGGAGGCGCGUGAGGAGGCGUGUGCAGCGGCAGUCGUGGAGCGGCGCGUGCAUGUUCUGGAGCAUCGCAGCUCUCAUCGUCAUCAUCGCCGCGCUCGGCGCGUACCUCACAGCCGACGGGCAGCUUCCCAACGACACUGUGCGAUACGUGCUCGUCGCCACGACUGUCGUCUUCGCCGUCGCGUCGCUCGCGCUGCUGCUAGCCAUCCGAUACGUCGACCCGGGCAUCGUACCGCCCUCCGCAGUUCCAGACCCCGUGGUGGUGCGCGCGGAGAUGGGGGACGUGUCCCCCGAGCUGUUGCGCGACUCCUCGGGCCAGUGGGUGCGCGCCAAGCUCAUUGCGCGCCAAGCGCUUCCGCGCAACCACCACGCAGGCGCCCACCCCGCGGACCGCGGAACUUCCCCCUUGGGCGCCACCGACGAAGAAAUGGGGCUUCCUGUCGAGGGGAAGGGGGGCGCGGAGAGGGAGGGGGAACCAGCGGAGGGGGGAGCGGAAGAGAAAGGGGGAGGAGGGCCGGAAGUGGUAGAGGAGGUGGAGACACAGCGGUACUGCAUUACCUGCCAUGUGUGGAAGGGACCAAGGACGAGCCAUUGCUCUGAGUGUGGGAGCUGCAUGGAGCGGCUGGACCACCAUUGCGACGCCCUGGGAACGUGCAUUGCGCGCCGCAACCACCGCUUCUUCAUCGCCUUCCUCCUCGCCUCCUCCCUCGCCGCCACAGCAGUCAUCGUGUCAAUCUGCUUACAGCUGGCAUCAGUUGAUUGGUCCAGGGGCCUGGAAGGCCAGCCAUGGCGCAUGUACGUGCUACUGGUGCUGUUGCCGCUCUCCUUCUAUGGUGCAUGCCUGGUUGUCUUUGCUCUGCUCCACUGCGCCAUCCUCGUUUGCGAUGUGACCACUAAGGAGUAUAUCCGAUAUCAGCAAGGCAAGGCGACGCCAUCCGUCACCCAUCAGCGGACCUGGGAGGGUCUGAAAGAGAACUUGCAUGACGUGUUCUGCGCAGAAGCAUCGUCAGCGCCUUCUCACCCGCAUACACACGCGCGCGCCCAUCCCCGUCCCUCUGCCUCUCUUCCCGCGCCCGCGCUGCUUCCGCUCGUCCUCCUCUGCCUGCUCCCCGCGCUCUGCCUCUUCCCGUCCCCCGCCUCCGCCUUCCGCCUCACCUUCCCCCCUGCGCGGGACCUGAACGAUGACGUGGACUCGCGGCUCUACCAGCCGCCAUGUGGCGUGCAGCGCGGGCCGCGGAGCCCGCUGACGUCACUGACAGCUGGCGCGGGCCUGAACGUGACGUGGAGCCUGGCGAUGGCGACAGCUGGCGGGUUCAAAGUGGAGCUGUUGCGACCGCUGGGCGCUCGCUCCCAGCUGUUCCCAUGGGAGCAGCGGAUCCUGGUGGUGGAGGGAGUUGAUGGCAAGGUGCUGCAGCGUUACGCAGUUACCGCACUGACAAACGAGACGGCAGCGUCAUGGGGCAUAAUGGCCAAUCCCACGGCUCAGUGGGCGAUGGUCACUCUCCCUGCUGCUCCCUGCUUCGGCUGCACACUCCGCCUCACACAUCAGGUGCCCCUCCUUGCUUCUGUCCCAUGCAUGGGCUCCGUCCGUCGACUCCCUCAUUGCCUUCUAACCUUCCAUGCCCGUCUGCCUUUCUCACCCCUCUCCAUGUCCUCCUCUUCCUCGUCUCGCCCUUCCUUCCCUCUUACCCCCUCCUCUAACCAACCAUUCCCACCAGGCGCUAGCAGCAGCAGAAGAGCCGUGCCUUACCCGCCCACCGCCCUUCCGUAUACCAGGUCAUACUGUGAGCGCAAGGACGAGUGCAUGGUGGACAGUGACUGUGGCGUGAAUGCCAAGUGCAUUGACAUCCUCUCCUCCAACUACCCCACAAGGCAGUGCUUCUGUGCGGAGGGGUGGAUGGGGCCACAGUGUGCGCAGCGCUCGCCCCUGUCCCUGGAUGCAGCAGUAGACACCACCUCCUGGUGGAAAGAGUAUCCUUUCAACCUCACCAUCCCCAUCACCACCACCACCGCCACCACUAUCAACACAGUCACAAACGCUUCUGCCGGCGGCCUUAUGACGCCUACCAUCUCUGCCUCUUCGGCUGCUUCUGCUGGUGUUGGUGCUGUGGGUGACGGCGCGGUUGCAGGCGGUGGAGUGCGGUACAUGACAAUAUGGUGGAAGAUACUGAAAGAUGAUGCCCCUGAUGCGUCGCUUCCCGGGGGAUCCAACCUUGCCUCCUUUGGUCCGCAGGUCGAAAUGGCCAUUGCAGCACCCACCACCAGCUACGUUGCCAUUGGCUGGCGCCCGGCUAACCUCCCCUGGGUCCCGCCUCCCAACAUCAACCCCUCUCGUGCCACGCCCUUUCCCCCGUCGCCUCCUUCCCCUCCUCCGCCCUCGCCUUCCCCACCGCCCCCUGUUCCCCGCCCUUCGCCUCCUCCGCCCCCUGCUCUCCCUCCUCCUGCUCCUCUCCGCACUCCCACUGGCCGCCGAAACCGCCGGUCCCCUCCCGGGGAGGAGAGGAGGAACGGAGGAGGUGCGCAAGAGAGGAGAGGCAGGGGGGAGGAAAGGAGGGAUGGGGGAGAUGGGGAAGAUGAGAGGAGGGUUGGGGGAGGUGCGAGGGGCGAGAGGAGGGGUGGGGGUGGUGCAGAGGAAGAGAGGCAGGGUGGGGCAGGCAGGAGAGAGAGGAACAGAGAACCACAAGAGGGAAGGGACGGACGAAGGUCAGGAGAAGGGUCCAACGCACGCUCUGAACCACAAACAGAAUCGCAAUCAGAUUCUAGGGAUUUCAGUGGGCGUGAGAGUGCCAGCAGCAGGCGCAGGAGUGGAGGCAGCAGCAACAGGGCAGGCGACAAUUCAGCAGAUGGCAAUGCAGCAAAUGCCGAUGUAGCCGAGGCUGAUGCAGCAGGCGGUGACACUGCAGCGGAUGGCAGCGGCUCAAAUGCUCGUGGUGUGAGGGGACGAGAGACGAGGGAGACUGAUGCGGUGGCUGUUCCGGCUGUAGCAGCAGGCGCCACUGCUGCAACUGCACAACCUGCUGCUACAACUGCUCGCCCCGCUGCUACAACCGCUCGCCCCGCUGCUACAACUGCACAACCUGUUGCUACAACUGCACAACCUGUUGCUACAACUGCACAACCUGUUGCUACAACUACAGCUCGUCCCAGAUCCACCACUUCUCUCUCCGCCUCCUCUUCCUCCUCGCCCUCCUCUGCAUCCCUCACUCGAACCACCGCUGCUGCCACGCCCCCUCCCUCUCAGCCACCGUCAAUCGUGGUGGAGAGGCAGCACAGAGUGCCAGUGCGGGAGGCUUCAGCAGGGGCCAUGCCGGCCAUGUUCCAGCAGGAUAUGACCAUUGUCACGGCCCGAGGGGGUUACUACCGCAUCCAGGACGCAUGGACGUUUUCCACACAUGGCAUGCCCAUAGCAGACACAGCAAUGGGCGGCACAGAUGAUAUUACUGCUGCUACAGCACAUGAAGACGCUGCCUCUGGCACCACCUAUGUCAAAUUCAGACGCCCUCUCCUGCCUUCUGAUGACUCGUUUGACCAUGCCAUCACUGAUAAUGACUUCACCCUCGUCUGGGCCCUCGGUCAACCCUCGCCCGCCUCCCCUUCCACUAGUCCCCUCCUUUCAGCCGCUUCUGCCUCAACCACUCAGACUCUCUCCACCCUCCCCUCCUCCUCCACCUCUGCCUCGCUGCCUCCCCUCGUGCAGCAGCAAAUUGCGGCGUUUUUCAGGGCGGACGAGCUCAAGUACCAUGGCGGCAGCACCAGCAGCCGGGGGUCAUUCCCGCGCAUCAACCUCUUUCUCGGCUCCGACCCUCUCAACUCCCGCCUCUGCCAGCCCUCUCCCCUGCCUGGCUUCUCAUGCUCCCUCGCCCUGCAAGGCGAUCGAGUGACCCUCCAUUGGGCCCUCCUCCCCACCUCCAUUUCCCUCGCUCUGCAAGUCACUGACUGCAAAGGAUGGCUCUCUGUCGGCUUCACUCCCCCCCCCUCCCCCUCCUCCUCCUCGUCUCCUUCUAAGCUCUCCGCCCUUGGGAGCUACGUGGUGCUUGCUGAUGUCAGCCAAGCCAGUGCUGGCGUCAGCCGACGCAACGGCGCCCUGAAUAUCUCCCUUGGGGCGGACGAGCGCUCGCACCUCGUGUGGGCCUUUGCUCCCAAUGCCUUCUCCUCCUCUGGGGGUUCUGGGUCCCCGCCCAACCACUAUCUCCAACACAGGGGUUCGCUGUGGUUGAACUGGGCGUCAGGGGAGGCGCAGGUGCAGGCGUCGCCUUUCCCGUGGCUCAUCGCUCAUUCAUCCAUCAUGGCCUUUGUCUUCUGCUUCCUCCUCCCUCUCUCCGCCGUCGCUGCACGGCUCCUAGCAGUACGCCCCGACUCCAACCGCCCUGUCUUCCACCCUCUGCACGUCCUCUCUGCUCUCCUCACGCCCCUCCUCCUCGUACCAGCCCUCGCCUUUGCCAUCCACGCAGCUUCUUUCUUUCGCACAAACGCCGCCCUCCUCCUCUCCAUAGCCCCCUCCGCGCCUCACCGGCUCGCAGCCCUGCUCACCCCGCACGGGCUCCUGGGCGGCACGCUUGUCCUUUUCCUCGUGAUUGAAGUGAUCUGUGCGCUGCUGUGCCGCCCGAGUCCUGGCUCGCCUGGGCACGCAUGGUGGAUGCUGCUGCACAGAGUGCUGGGAGUGGGGUUGCUGCUGGGAGGAGCAGCUAAUGUGGCUUUGGGAGCUCUGCAGCUAGCUAUGCUGCUGGGCCAACCACUCUGGUUGUGUGUGGGCGUGCCUCUGCUCCCCUGGGCGCUCCUUUCUCUGCUCUACCUGCUGCUGCAGCUCGCACGCCCCACACCAGCAGCGCCACCCAAGCUCCAGGCUGAGGAUUUCGACGUGCUCGCUGCUGCCAUGCGCACCAAAGUCACUGGGUUCAAAGGGGCAGGAGCGGCAGGGGCGAACGGCGGGGCGGUGCAGGGAGAGGGGGUGAGCGGUGGGGUUGUGGGGGGGCUGGAGGAGUGGCCGCCUGCUGGGGUGAAAUGGCCCACGGCUCGCAGAUCGGCGCCUGGAACCCCCUCGGGGCCGCAGCGGCAGCAGCAGAGCCCCACGCGCAGCUUCGGCAGUGUGAGCGAGCUCGGCAGUACCACAGACUCCUCCCCGCCCCAAAGAGAGCCCCUGUACGGCCGCCCCUUCAUCUCCCACAGCAGUGGGGAGAGCAGUAGCAGCGGCGGGGAGCAGCGCAGCCCCGCCGUCGCUGCCAAUUCUGCGAGUCUUGCCGUUCUUGCCUGUCUUGCCAGCUCGGCCGAUUCGUCGUUGGACGUUGCUCAAUCGCACGCCUCGAUCUCGCCAUCCAUGGCGUCAGCAACUCCAUCGGACGGCCUAGCGCAAUCCCCGCCUCCUCCGGCGGCGGAAUUCACAGCGGAUCCCGCCACGUCAGUGGCGGAAGCUGGUGCCACGUGGCAGGCGGAGGCGUCGUCACAGACGCGGUCGCAGUCCCCGUCGGCCGAGCUCGCGCGGCAAUCCCAAGGUCCGGUCGAGACACCCGCGCAAGACCCUGGUGCUGCGGGAAAGGGUGAAGGCGGUGAAAUUCCCGCGGGUGAUUCUUCCGGUGUGGAUGAAAUUCCCGCUGAUGGGGGUGUACCCUCUGCCGCUGCUCCCACUCCUGCUGCUCCUGCUGCUCCCGCUGCCUCCGCUGCUCCCGCCGCCCCCGCUGCUCCCGCCCCUCCCGCCGCUCCCGCUGUCGGUGAGGAGCAGUCGACUGGUGGGUCAGUCGGCACUCCUGCGGCCGCAACCACUGCUGGCAGUAGCCGGGGGCUUAACGCCGCCGCUCCCGCCUUCGUCCCGCAGUUUGCAUGCGCGGGCGUAGGCGCAGGCGCAGACGUUGCGUGGCUGCCGGCGCACCUGCUGCCCCCGCAGCCGCUGCUUCCACUGCCGUUCAACACGCCUGGAGCAGCGCAGCAAGGAGUCGCCGGUGCGCCGUUCGCAUGGUAUGGCGGAGGAAUUCCCGCGCACGCGCUGGCGCAGGGGGUUGGCGGAGGGUGGGGGGACGUGGGGUGGGAAGCGGGGGGGGUUUGGGGCGCGCAGGAUGCGGUUGGGGCGAUGUGGGGAAGCGGAGCGGACAGCGGAAGGAGAGAGGGGCGCGCGGAUGGGAUGGCGGGUGGUGGCGGGGCGGGCGGAACGGCUCGUGGGCAUGCGCAGGGGCAGCAGGAGAAAGGUGCAAUGGGGAGGAGGGAGGCGGGAGGAGGAGGCGGAGUGGGAGGAGGCGGAGGCGGAGGGGGUAUGGUGCGACGGUCCAAGGCGACGUUGGAGCAAGAGGCGGAUGUGAAAGAGGUGCUGCUGAAACUGGUACGCGGUGACGAGGGGUUGGGAGUGGCGGAGAUGGGGUUGAGAGGGGAGAGGGCGAGAGGUGGAGAGGGAGAGGAAGAGAGGGAUGGGGGGUAUGGAAGGAGAGGGAAGGAGACGGGUGAAGGGAGUGGUUUGUCUGGUGUCGAUCACAACAUGCCAUACGACCAUCACCUCCUAUCCAUGGCCAACCAGGACCCCCAAGGCUUCGUGUCGCUGUGGUACCUGGCGCAGUUCAGGGAGGUGCGGUCCAUGCUGCAUCCCAGCAUGUCCACUGCACCGGGCCCCAUCGUUGCACUGCUAGCCGAUGCCAUCCGUGAAGCCUCCUCCUCCACUACCCUGGUGUUGAGUGACGAUGGCAUGCGCGUGCGCAGGCAGCAACCACUGCCUUUCACAGACGUGGAUGAGCUGCAAGCACGCACAGUCGUUGCUCACAACCUCCCGCCCAACAUCUCCCUCUCUGCUAUAGAAGAUAUUUUCAAGCAGGCUGGCAGGGUGCGCAUGGUGCGUCUCUGCACCCCACAGGCGUCAGGUCACACUGCUUCUGCUGUGGCCCAUGUGCGAGUUGCCGCUGCUACUGCCCCUUCUACCGCUGCUGCUGCUGCUGCUGCCGCUCCUUCCAAUGCUGAUGCCCCUUCAGCCGCCGCUGCACCUGCCGCUGCUGAUGCCCCUUCAGCUGCUGCUGCUGCUGCCCCUUCCGCUGCUGCUGACCUGGUUACUGGUCCCAGCAACAGCCAUGGGGAGGCAUCAUCAUGUGCGAAGUUCCACGCAUUGAUCGAGUUUGAGACAGUGAAAGAAGCUCACAAUGCGGUGGAGACACUGAACAGCAGCGACUGGCGCCAUGGGUUGCACGUCAAGCUGUUCAAGAAACUCACUAAAGCAUGUUCAGGAGACCCCCUGUGUGACUCCUGUGCCGCUGCGCCUGCUGCAUCGCCCACGGCUCACGGCAAGAAGAGCAGGGCAGGGAAGGGCAGGGGGCGAGGGGGAGAGGGAGGGGGCAACAAACACGGGGCAGCAGGGGGAGCGGGAGGAGCAGCAGCCGGCCGGGGUGGGGCAGGAGGGGUCGGUUCUAAAGGGAGUGCGCCUGGUGCAGCAGCUGCUGCUGCUGGCGGCAGUGGCGGCGGUGGUGGGAGCAGCGGCGGUGGGGGGGAGGCAGUGGGGAGCAAGCCACUGCCAGGGCCGAGGGGUCCGGAUGGCAGCAGAGGGUUCUCCCUGGGGAGAGGGAAGCGCAUGCCUGGGUCGUGA
This is a messenger RNA of Closterium sp. NIES-65, 8355 nucleotides long. The record is from the annotation of a GenBank genome assembly. Lineage: Eukaryota; Viridiplantae; Streptophyta; Zygnematophyceae; Desmidiales; Closteriaceae.